Messenger RNA from Thalassophryne amazonica, 2598 nucleotides. RefSeq names its product endothelin receptor type B-like. Gene Ontology annotation, cellular component: membrane. The transcript has 8 exons. Gene Ontology annotation, molecular function: endothelin receptor activity. The coding region runs from base 325 to 1578 and encodes 417 amino acids. Gene Ontology annotation, biological process: regulation of blood pressure; enteric nervous system development; G protein-coupled receptor signaling pathway. NCBI's taxonomy places the organism in Eukaryota, Metazoa, Chordata, Actinopteri, Batrachoidiformes, Batrachoididae. The record is from RefSeq and is a predicted model, not a curated record.
UCUGCAGUCUUCUGAGACACUGCAAGUUGAGAGUCUGCAGCCAGUGCUGUGUGGGUGGAGUACAGAGGGGCUGACAGCUUCUGGAACACACAGCUGAAGGCUUCCUUUGACACACAGAAGUUCUCGGCGAUGACCGGACCAUCACUGCAGGAACAGCAUCUCUCCAGUGUCACAACCUUUCAGCGUCCUGACAGAUCCUGCUAAAGUUUAACCCGAAGGAGGAUUUUGUUCCCCCUUAAGCAUCUGGCUCUGGUGUCUCAGGUGCACUCACAGGAUCUGGGGUAGCCCUGUUGGAUUAAAGCCAUAUUCAAACCUAAUUUGAAGAUGAAAAUGCAUCUCCUCUACGUGGAGUUACUCCUCUUGGUGGGUCAAUUCCUUGUGGUCAGUGGACAGAUAGAGCCAAAGAAACAACUGCCACAGGAACUUCUCACUGCCACCCAGAGACACGGGCUCAUCGAGAGAGUAGAUCCAGUAAGGCCUAACAUCACCAUGCCGCGUCGCUGGCUGCCGCCCAUGUGCACCGGGCCCACAGAAAUCCGAGACACAUUCAAGUACAUCAACACGGUGGUGUCGUGCCUGGUGUUUGUUGUCGGGAUAAUCGGCAACUCGACUCUGCUGAGAAUCAUCUACAAGAAUAAGUGCAUGCGUAACGGACCAAACAUCCUGAUCGGCAGUCUGGCACUUGGAGACUUGCUGCACAUCAUCAUCGGCAUUCCGAUUAAUGUUUACAAGCUUCUAGCGGAGGACUGGCCUUUUGGGGUAACUCUGUGUAAGAUGGUGCCAUUUGUGCAGAAGGCCUCAGUGGGGAUCACAGUGCUCAGUCUGUGUGCCCUGAGUAUUGACAGAUAUCGUGCCGUGGCCUCCUGGAGCCGCAUCAAAGGAAUCGGUGUUCCAAAGUGGAUGGCAAUCGCUAUAGCGCUCAUCUGGAUAUUGUCCAUCAUCCUAGCUGUUCCAGAGGCGAUCGCCUUUGAUAUGAUCACUAUGGACUACAAAGGAGAACAUCUGAGAAUCUGUUUGCUGCAUCCCAUGCAGAAAACACAGUUCAUGAAGUUUUAUAAGUCUGCAAAGGACUGGUGGCUGUUCGGUGCAUAUUUUUGCCUGCCAUUAGUCUGUACAGCUAUUUUCUAUACUCUGAUGUCCUGUGAGAUGCUGAGAAAGAAGAAUGGUGUGCAGAUCGCUCAAAGCGACCACCUCAAACAGCGGAGAGAAGUAGCUAGGACUGUGUUCUGUCUGGUGCUGGUCUUCGCUCUGUGCUGGCUGCCCCUCCACCUUAGUCGUAUCCUGAAACUCACCAUCUACGAUGAAAAAGACCCAAACCGCUGUGAACUGCUCAGUUUCUUUUUGGUGUUGGACUACAUUGGCAUCAACAUGGCAUCUGUCAACUCCUGUAUCAACCCCAUUGCCCUCUACUUGGUCAGCAAGCGCUUCAAGAGCUGCUUCAGGUCCUGCCUGUGCUGUUGGUGUCUACCCACGGAGAUGUUGCUGGAGGAGAAACAGUCAUGCAUGAAGCUCAAAAUCACAGAUCGAGCAUCUGACCAGAGCAACUCCCGUCUGACCAACAAGUCUUCCACUGCAUGAACAUCUGCAUAAAAGUCAGCAAUGGUGACAGAAAUUUUAAAAAGAUGACAAACUGUCAUUCUUACGCUGCCUCAUCUAGAACAAUAAGUGACCUUCAACUUUGUGCCAUUGGUGCUCACCUUCACAACCCUACAAAUAAUAAUGCUGGCUUUUAAGGAGUGCACCAAAACACUCAAGUGCAUGUCAAAUGCUGUUUCCUUUGACAACAAUGUGAGAUGUGUCAAACUUCAAAAAAUGUUGUAAAUGAUUCCAAAUAUGGAGGAAUGAGUGCAGGCGAAGUGCACUAACUAAUGUGUAUAUAUACUGAGCAAACAUUCCAACACAAAAGUAAAAAUAUUCCAAUAUAAAGUCAGGCCAUUAAGUAGUUCAACACCACCACCAGAAAGCCACAAGAGAGGGCACAUUCACCUCUUCCCGAGGUAACAGGCACAUUUAAUCAUGAAGAACUUUUGGCCUGCAACUGGGACAACAUGGUCAACAAACACGUCCUGUUCACACCAGUGGUAACCAAGAGAACAUUCUUUGGGCUUCAAAUUCCAGACUCCCCACUCACAAGACUUAUGUUCUACCGUUAGCCAAAGAGGAAUGCCCAGUAGCAAAAGUAAUAGGAACAUAUUUCAAUCUGGAUUGCGCCUUGCUACAUAUCUCCUACCUUAUAUUGACUAUAUUGACCUUGUCCAAAGCUAACAGGAACAAUUAAGAAUUAAGAAACUCUGGCAACUCUGAUUGCAAUGUGCCAUAUCUAUAAUGUCAUGCAACACAUUCCCAUUUAUUUGAUACAAACCUGGGUAUUUGUAACAAAAUAAGUCAUUUUACAUUCAGUGAAACAAAUGAAACAUUCAGUUUACCAACUACCAUAGUCUGCCAAAAUGUGAACGCAGGACCUGUUUGCAAUACUCUGCAAACUGAAGAUUUAGAUUUGCAGUGAACUGAACCCAGUUAUGUUAAAUAUACAGUGAUUUCACGUCUGUAACAAUCACAUCAGAAUUGUACAAAACUCUGGUGUAUGUGUAAUUCAGC